GCUCCAUUUACAUUCCCUUUACAACUGAUAAAAACGACGAUGUCUCCUCAUCAGGCAUGGAUGAUUUAGAAAUUAACGUUAGUCAUGUUCAAAAGCAUGGUUAAUGCGUGGUCUUGGCCGACUGUGGAAGCUUAGUUGAUUUACUUAGAAGAAGGUAAUAGCAACAUUGUAACGCAUUGGAAAGAUGGGGAGCACGACCUCUUGCUGUGUGUCUUCAAGUCCGAAGCUCCGAAGAAAUGCUCAUUCGAGGCUGGAGUCGUACAACACGGAGCCGGAGUUGAGUAGGGAGGAUACGGGCUGCAACCUGCAGCACAUCAGCGACCGAGAGAAUGUCGACGAGCUGAACAUGGAGUACAACCCCUCUGACCAUCCUCGGGCCAGCACAAUAUUCCUCAGCAAAUCUCAGACUGAUGUGCGUGAAAAAAGAAAGAGCCUCUUCAUCAAUCAUCAUGGAUCAACUAGAAGAAAACACAGCUCCUGUUCCACCAUCUUCCUGGAUGACAACACAGUCAGUCAGCCCAAUCUUAAAUUCACCAUUAAAUGUGUAUCUCUUGCAAUAUAUUACCAUAUAAAGAAUAGGGACAAAGAUGGAGGAAUGCGGCAAGACAUUUUUGACGAGAAGCUUCACCCUCUCUCGAAAUCUGAAGUGCCGUCUGACUAUGACAAACACGACCCCGAGCAGAAACAGAUUUACCGCUUCGUCCGGAUGCUGUUCAGCGCUGCUCAGCUCACUGCAGAAUGUGCCAUUGUUACACUGGUGUACGUUGAGAGGCUGCUGACGUAUGCCGAGAUAGACAUUGGCCCAGAGAACUGGAAGCGUAUGGUACUGGGAGCCAUUCUGCUGGCCUCUAAGGUCUGGGACGACCAGGCUGUUUGGAAUGUAGACUACUGCCAGAUCCUCAAAGACAUCACCGUGGAGGACAUGAACGAGCUGGAGCGUCAGUUUCUGGAGCUUUUGCAGUUCAACAUCAACGUUCCGUCAAGUGUUUAUGCCAAGUAUUACUUUGACCUGCGCUCACUGUCAGAGACUAACAACCUGAGCUUCCCUCUGGAGCCCCUGAGCCGGGACAAAGCCCAGAGACUAGAGGCGAUCUCAAGGUUAUGUGAUGACAAGUACAAGGAUGCCAGGAGAGCUGCCAAGAAGCGCUCAGCAAGCGUGGACAAUCUGGUCGGGGUGCGAUGGGUCCCUGCCAUCCUUUCCUAACAACCAGGAACAUAGACCACACCUGAGACUGGGCCUGAGACUGGGCCUGAGACUGGGCCUGAGACUGGGCCUGAGACUGGGCCUGAGGCUGGGCCUGAGGCCAGCAUGGUAAAUUUCCCAAAAUUCCCAGGUUUUCCAGAAUACCUGAUUGGAGGAUUCCGGAUUUCCUGCUGAUUCCGGGAAUCAUCCAAUCUGGAUUCCUGGGAAUUUUGGAAAGGUUACCCGAAUUCUGCAAACCUAACCUGGAUAGACAGACCGACCUUGUCCCUGUCACAGAUAGAUGCCUUCACAGUGCCUCCUCUCCUGUAACACAGGGAAGAGCUCUCUACAGGACUGGUAGUUCACUGACUGUUAAGAGUAAGAAAAAUGAAAGCUUCUUUGUGAUACAACAUAAAGAUGACUGUUAAGAGAUCUCAUGACAUGUGGACAGAAGCAGCCAGGUGACUAUCAAGACCAUCAAAAGUAGCCAGCCAACCAUCACUGUGGCAACAUUAGCUUUAUGCGUUGUAGCAGCAAACCAACAGAGAAGUUGUCAGAAAACAACAUUUCAGUGACAUUUGACCUCUUUUCCUGGGUCGCACCAAACGAAAGAAAAAGGACUGAAACGGGUGGAAGACCUGAACCUGUCCAUUAAGAAACAAACAUUUUUUCCGGUUUCCGUUGAAAAUGUUUUGCUAUGGCGUGCACUAAUGAAUACGAUCAUGGGUCCUAGACUGUCCAAGCUGGCGUGGCACGACAGACAGGUGGCCUUUGGAGAUGGUUCUGUAGCUUUUGGUGAAAGGGUUUUUAUUCAUUUUGUGUUCAUAAGGUUGUUUUCACUGCCUACUGCUAUAACCUGACAAAUCCAAGUACCUGCAGACAGUAUUUGAUCAGGUAAAACAGCAUUCUAGAUGUGCAGGCGUUUCUACUGGAGAUCUACAUUCAAAUUCCAGAAACAUUUAGUUCUUAAUGAACACAAUUAUUUUGUUCAUGUUCAAACAAGUUGACCAUAUUACUUUACUACCCACUGGGCAAAAACUGGUUGAAUCAACGUUGUUUCCACAUAAUUUCAACAAAAUAAAUGUGGAAAACUGAUUGGAUGUGAAAAAUGUAUUUUUUCACUGAACUUUUAACCGAAACUUUUUAUGUAAAUAAGAAAUAGACGUUGAACUGACGUCUGUGCCCAGUGGGUACCUUUCCACUAGUAUAUCUCCCUAGUUACUGUACAUCCCAAUACUCAGAAUGUUAUAUUCAGAUCUGCAGCUAAAUUCAUCAAUGAUUUACUACAUGGCCAAAUGUAUGUGGACACCCCUUCAAAUUAAUGGAUUUGGCUAUUUCAGACACAUCUGUUGCUGACAGGUGUAUAAAAUCGAGCACACAG
This is a messenger RNA of Salvelinus namaycush (lake trout), 2564 nucleotides long. Its product is annotated as cyclin-Y-like. Gene Ontology annotation, biological process: regulation of cyclin-dependent protein serine/threonine kinase activity; regulation of canonical Wnt signaling pathway. Gene Ontology annotation, cellular component: cytoplasmic cyclin-dependent protein kinase holoenzyme complex; plasma membrane. NCBI's taxonomy places the organism in Eukaryota, Metazoa, Chordata, Actinopteri, Salmoniformes, Salmonidae. The coding region runs from base 185 to 1204 and encodes 339 amino acids. Gene Ontology annotation, molecular function: protein kinase binding; cyclin-dependent protein serine/threonine kinase activator activity. The transcript is spliced from 11 exons. The record is from RefSeq and is a predicted model, not a curated record.